Molecule: messenger RNA, 1183 nt
Organism: Cyprinodon tularosa
Lineage: Eukaryota; Metazoa; Chordata; Actinopteri; Cyprinodontiformes; Cyprinodontidae
Product: UPF0687 protein C20orf27 homolog
Exons: 6
Coding region: 104-640 (178 amino acids)
Source: RefSeq, a predicted model, not a curated record
GAUGGCAGGGCUUGGAGCUGCAGGAGGACCAACAUGAACCGAAGCGGUCAGUGGUGACAUCGCAGAAGUCUAAUCUGACAAUAGUCCAAUAAUAACCAUUACCAUGGCAACAGGAAGAAAAGGCUCCACAUCCAAAGCAGGUGGUGUUCGUUUCCCUGACGAUGAUGAACCACCUGGUUCUCCAACCCGAAGGGACGACCAAUCUAACCUCUCCACCCUUGUUGCCGUCUUAGAGAAGGAUGGGAGCUACUUGGUUAAGGCCGGGUUCCUUAAGAGCCACCACCAUUAUGAGAUCACCUUCACCCUCCCAGACACGCCCACUCUGGGGAAGGAGCUGGCCUGUCUUCCUUCCUUCUCUCCAACUCGGAGGCCCCAGAACCUGCGGGUCCAGCGGGUUAACUCCAUACUGGAGGGAGGAGUAAAGGUGAACUGUGAGUACAAGACUCACCAGGAGGGGAUUGUUCAGGAGGAGAUGACUGUGGUGGCCAAAGGACGGAGAGACAGCAGCCUGAAGGUCAGACUCCAGGCUAAAGUCAUUGACCCUCACCAUGGCACCCCCAUGCUGCUGGAGGGGGUGCGGAGCCUGGGGGCUCUGAGGGACCCGCACUCCAGGCGAAGCAGCGAGCGCAAGAAGAAAUGAUGAAAAGAGACUCAUAGCUGAUACCUGCAUUUAUAUUUAUCAACCUUUAAUCGUCCAGUUCCAGGGAGGGGGCUGACAGUGGGCUGCAGAAACACCAACAUGUCUGUUUACAAACCUCUGAUUCUUCAUGGACGUAUGGAUUGUGAUUUCAAUCUACUGUUGAGUAUUAAUUGAAACCAUGGGAAUGAUGCAGUAUGUUGAAGAGUAGCCAUCAUAUCGAUUACUAACCUGCUCACACUGCCAAUCAGACACAGCUGCUGCUCAGGUCUGCAGAUCCAGUCACACCCCCCCUCCUCGUAUCUUUGCCAUAAUUGGAUUUAAUUUCCACAUCAGAAUGACAGUAAAAGCAUUAGGGGUGUAAAUCACACCCAUCAUGGCGAUUCGAUUCAGUAUCAAUUUCCUGACCCAGACAUUCUAUUAUUUUUGAUAUUCAAGAAUUCAUCACGAAAUACUUCCACACAAAUGACUUGAAUCCGAAAGGGGUGUGUAAUCAUCUUUUUCCUCUGCCAUGCCUGUCAUGCCUACUGUUUAUGCGAGUGUGUG